CAAUGAGGAAGAACAUACAACACCCCAGAUACAACACCAAAUCAUCAAACAAAUUUACGAGUAUAGCGCAAUUAAAGGGAAAGGAACCAGUAUCACUAGCCAUCUACCAGUCACAACGAUGGGAGCAAUACAGACCUUCAGAUGGAUUUUCCCAAAGAAAGGACUCUGCGUCACCACUGAUGUUGCAAUUUCCAAUGAUCGUAUGGCAGCAGCAGCGAUCAUCCGGCAGAGAAACGGAAAUUUCAUUGGAGCAUGGACAAAAAUUUCGCAGGGUGAAACAGACCCAGAAGAAGGUGAGGAUUGCACUGCCCACCAUUAUUCCAUUGCCUACUGCCACAUCCGUGUUCACUGUGGUGUUAGUAGCUUGCCAUUUGAAGAUUUGAACGGCUAGUAUUUCAAAAGCUAUGAUUCCAGGAGCAAUUUUCUUCUGUGGAUUGUUGCUUGUAGUGUGAUCUUGCCACCAGGUCAUCAG
Messenger RNA from Cuscuta campestris, 472 nucleotides. NCBI's taxonomy places the organism in Eukaryota, Viridiplantae, Streptophyta, Magnoliopsida, Solanales, Convolvulaceae. The record is from the annotation of a GenBank genome assembly.